Myotis lucifugus (little brown bat) is the source of this 1677-nucleotide messenger RNA. RefSeq names its product endonuclease G (gene ENDOG). Gene Ontology annotation, molecular function: metal ion binding; RNA endonuclease activity; nucleic acid binding. The coding region runs from base 268 to 1092 and encodes 274 amino acids. Gene Ontology annotation, cellular component: nucleus; mitochondrial inner membrane. NCBI's taxonomy places the organism in Eukaryota, Metazoa, Chordata, Mammalia, Chiroptera, Vespertilionidae. Gene Ontology annotation, biological process: apoptotic DNA fragmentation. The transcript has 3 exons. The record is from RefSeq and is a predicted model, not a curated record.
GGCAAGGAACCAUGACGUCCAAUCCCGAGUGGUCUCCCUUAUUAGUCUUACUCCCUUCGUUAGAGUCCUAAGCCCUUCCGAGCCUUAGAGCGUGGAAGGGACGGACAUGGCGCCCACUCAAGCCCGCACCCAGCCCCAUCCCCGCGGUGGGCCCCACAGGCCGGCGCGGCCCCUUUAAGAGUGUCGCCGGUCCGAACACCUCGAGGUCGCGGCGUUUCCCGGCGCCUCGGGCCGCCCUCCAUUGGCGCUGCGGACGCACUCCCGGCCAUGCGGGCGCUGCGGGCUGCCCUGACCCUGGCGCUGGGCGCCGGCCUGGGCGCGGCGGCCGAGGGCUGGCGGCGGCGGCGGGCAGAUGCGCGGCCGGCGCCGGGGCUGCUGGGCCGGCUGCCAGUGCUGCCCGUGGCGGCGGCGGCCGAGCUGCCCGUCGUGCCCGCCGGCCCCGGCGAGCUGGCCAAGUACGGGCUGCCCGGGCUGGCGCAGCUCAAGAGCCGCGAGUCGUACGUGCUGUGCUACGACCCGCGCACCCGCUGUGCGCUCUGGGUCGUGGAGCAGCUGCGGCCCGAGCGGCUCCGCGGCGACGGCGACCGCCGCUCGUGCGACUUCCGCGAGGACGACUCGGUGCACGCGUACCAUCGCGCCACCAACGCCGACUACCGCGGCAGCGGCUUCGACCGCGGCCACCUGGCCGCCGCCGCCAACCACCGCUGGAGCCAGAAAGCCAUGGACGACACCUUCUACCUGAGCAACAUCGCGCCCCCAGGUGCCCCACCUCAACCAGAAGGCCUGGAACAACCUGGAGAAGUACAGCCGGAGCUUGACCCGCACCUACCAGAACGUCUAUGUCUGCACAGGGCCGCUCUUCCUGCCCAAGGAGAAGCCAGACAUGGGUGUGGUUUCCCACAGGACCAGCGGGAGUCACCACUCGCCCAGAUGUCGGAGAAUCUGGCUGGCACGGGACCCAAAGGGUCCACGUCAACCUUAGCCCUCACACCUGAGCCAGACCUGCUUACAAGACACCGUUCCUGCAAAAUGACUAUCACAAGACACUGGUCAAAAACGGAUGCUCUGGGCCCGGCUGGUGUGGCUCAGUGAUUGAGCGCUGACCUAUGAACCAAGAGGCCACGAUUCCGAUUCCUGGUCAGGGCACAUGCCUGGGUUGCGGGUUUGAUCCCCAGAGGGGUGCAUGCAGGAUGCAGCCAAUUGAUGUUUCUCUCUCAUUAAUGUUUCUCUCUCUUCCCUCUCCCUUCCUCUCUGUCUAAAAAAAUCAAUAAAGACUUUUUUUUUUUUUUUUCAAAUGAAUGCUCUGGGCUGGCAGAGUAGGAAGUAAAUAUUUCGUGAGUAGAUGAAAUCUCAGCUUUCUCAUUUUGGUGGCAUAGCCACUUACUAGCCAUAGGAGUUUGAGUGGGUCCCUUAACCUCUGAGCCUCAGUUUGCUCACCCAUCAGACAGAAGGCAUUCCAUAAACAACAGCUACUGCUCCGCUGCACAGGGCCUGGCAUGAAGUAAACGCUCACUACGAGGGCACUGUGAUGAGUAACAUAGGUGUUUGUUUUGUGCCAAUUUUUAAUUCUGGGUAGGGCGCUUUCUUUCUCUUUUGAGGGUUUUUAUGCUUUUCUCCAUCCAUGUAGCCAGUUAUUUCUGUUCUUUUUUUAAAAAUAAAUCUUUAUUGUUGAAAGUA